AUGGCUCAUACAUUGAAGAUCGCUGCUCUCCAACUUGGUAGCUUCUCUACCAAGAAGGAAGCAAUUGCCAACGCAAACAACCAGAUUCGGAUGGCUGCAAAGGACAAGGGCGCUAAGUUGGUAAUUCUGCCGGAAUGUUGGAACUCACCCUUCAACACUAAGGAUUUUGGUCGUAAUGCUGAGCAAAUUCCCAAUGGAGAAACCAGCAAGGCUAUGGCAAAGGCCGCCGCUGACAAUAAUAUUUACCUGGUGGGAGGAACCUAUCCCGAGGAGGAUGGCGGCAAACUCUACAACACCUGUCCUGUGUGGGGACCAAAGGGCGAGUUCCUGGGAAAGUACCGCAAGAUGCAUCUGUUCGAGGCGAACAUUCCCGGAAAGGUCAAAUACAACGAACCGAGUGUGAAUACUCCCGGGAACCAGUUCCUUACAUUCAACAUCGGCGACUUGAAGGUUGGCGUGGGCAUCUGUUACGAUCAGCGCUUCGCCGAAUUCGCAGGCGCAUACCGCCAGCUCGGCUGCGAUAUGUUGGUGUAUCCGUCGGCGUUUGACACCUACACUGGUCCGUUGCACUUCGAGUUGACUGCCCAAUCGAGAGCCCUGGACAACAGUAUGUUCGUGGUGCUGUGUUCACAGGCACGCGAUAAUUCGCAGGAGUUUGUCUCGUACGGUUACUCGACCGUUUGCGAUCCUUGGGGCCGAGUGAUGUGUCGCGCAGGAGAGGAACCGGAAAUGCUGAUAGCCGAUUUGGACCUGAGAAUGCUGACGGAUGUCAAGAAGCAAUUACCAAUUCUACAUCAGAAGAGAAACGACAUUUAUGAGCUGAAGGUCAAGAAGUAA
This is a messenger RNA of Toxorhynchites rutilus septentrionalis, 837 nucleotides long. RefSeq names its product omega-amidase NIT2-like. NCBI's taxonomy places the organism in Eukaryota, Metazoa, Arthropoda, Insecta, Diptera, Culicidae. Gene Ontology annotation, molecular function: omega-amidase activity. Gene Ontology annotation, biological process: oxaloacetate metabolic process; L-glutamine metabolic process. The record is from RefSeq and is a predicted model, not a curated record. Gene Ontology annotation, cellular component: mitochondrion. The transcript has a single exon. The coding region runs from base 1 to 837 and encodes 278 amino acids.